AUGGAGUCACAACCGUCCGCAACCCCAGAAAAGCCGCCUAAACAGGCCUGCGAUAAUUGCCGUCGACGAAAAAUCAAGUGUUCGAGGGAGCUUCCUUGCGACAAGUGCCAACGUCUUUUACUCUCUUGCUCCUACAGCGACGUGCUCCGUCGCAAGGGCCCCAAGUUCCGCACUCUCUACCCUCUCGCUCCCAUCCACCCACUGGCAUCACGACCGCGUCCCCUCACCAAGGAAUGGCUGCCCCCAGACCGAGGGGCGUGCCAUUUGGCGUCUCCGACGUCUCCGCCGUUCACCGUAGCGGACGCCCAGUAUCCACAUCCUGACUUCUCGGAGUCGUUCACUCGACUCCCACCCCCAGAUCUCGUCUCGUCUCCCGAUUCAACCAACUCGUUAUUCGACUCAUCUACUAUCGGCGCCCUCCCCGCGCCACGUCGUCUGUCGGCACCAAUCCUUCUAGCCCAUGUCAAUGUCUUCUUCAAGUACCUGUUCCCGAUCAUGCCCAUCGUGAGACAGGACCAACUGCAGCAGGACUGCCACCAGCCGGAGCGCUUGUCUCCCCAACGAUAUGCUUUCAUUGCCGCUCUAUGCGCGGCCACGCACAUCCAACUAAAGCUGGACGGUGCAACGCCGGGCCCCGACUCGGCUUCCGCGCAAGCCAGCCUCGAUGGACACCCCAUGUUGUCCGGAGAAGAACUCCUGGCCGAAGCCUUGCGGGCCAGAAAGGAAUACAACGUGGUCGACGAAAUCAACAUGGAAAACCUCCUAACCUCCUUCUUCCUCUUCGCCGCCUACGGAAAUCUAGACAGACAGGACCAGGCCUGGUUCUACCUGUGCCAAACCACGUCCAUGGUCUUCACACUAGGCCUGCAACGUGAAUCCACAUACUCGAAACUAAGCGUGGAAGAAGCAGAAGAGAAAAGAAGAGUGUUCUGGCUCUUAUUCGUCACAGAAAGAGGCUACGCGUUACAACAAGCAAAACCAGUCAUGCUCCGCAACUCCAUCCACAAACCACAGGUCCUCUGUUCAGACGACCCAAUCCUAGCCUACGGCUUCAUCAACCUCAUCAACGUAUUCGAAAAGCUCAGUCCAAAUCUCUACGACUGGGUCUCCGCCGGCGGCAGCAGCAGCGCAGACGGCGACCCCCCGCCUACGUCGUCCAUCCAAUCCAGCCUUGCUAAGCAAAUCUCCCUCGAAGGCGUCUCCGAAAUCCAAAAAGUAGACAUCCUCAUCACCCAGCAAUGGCUACAAACCAUGAUGUGGAAACUCUCCAUGACCCACGCAACCCAGCCCGUCUCCCGCGAUGACGCCGUUCUCCCCUUCCACUUGCCCGUGCUAGUCGGCAAGGCCGUCAUGAGCGUCAUCGCCGCGGCAUCCCAAGGCGCCGUUGACGCCCACGGCAUCGGAAUGGUAAGUCGCACUCACUCCACCCCCAUAACACCUCUAUCCAUCCCUCACCCACCCACCAAACCCCCGAAACUUAACUCCCCCCACCAGGAACAAAAACUCUACGACCUAGGCACCUCAGUAGCAGACGUGUCCCGCUCCCUAAGCACAAAAGCCGCACACCACCUGGCCGAAUCCACCAUCGACCCCCGCGAACUCCUCUGGGGCAUUCUCACAACCCUAUCCCGCAUCCGCGGAUCCCAAUCGUACCUCUUCCCCGCUCUCGUGGAACAAAGUCGCGGAAUCCUCAGUUUCGAUUGUUCGCUUUCCAUCAGCGACUUUCUGCCUUCGUUUGGUGGUCCGCCGUCUGCGGGGUCGAUCUCGUGGCGGGCGGAUGAAUCUAGGUUUGGCUUAAUAGCGGUUUCGGAUAAUUUGCAGGAACGGGGGGAGAAUGAGGCGGGGGAGAGGAUUGUGGCGCCGGCUGGGUCGGAGAUCUCCUUUUGA
Messenger RNA from Aspergillus caelatus, 1887 nucleotides. RefSeq names its product putative C6 transcription factor (AmyR). The record is from RefSeq and is a predicted model, not a curated record. Gene Ontology annotation, biological process: regulation of DNA-templated transcription; DNA-templated transcription. Bases 1 to 1887 code for a protein of 628 amino acids. The transcript is spliced from 2 exons. NCBI's taxonomy places the organism in Eukaryota, Fungi, Ascomycota, Eurotiomycetes, Eurotiales, Aspergillaceae. Gene Ontology annotation, molecular function: zinc ion binding; DNA binding; DNA-binding transcription factor activity, RNA polymerase II-specific.